Tigriopus californicus is the source of this 3660-nucleotide messenger RNA. RefSeq names its product ATP-dependent DNA helicase Q4-like (gene RecQ4). Gene Ontology annotation, molecular function: zinc ion binding; 3'-5' DNA helicase activity; four-way junction helicase activity. The transcript has a single exon. The record is from RefSeq and is a predicted model, not a curated record. Lineage: Eukaryota; Metazoa; Arthropoda; Copepoda; Harpacticoida; Harpacticidae. Gene Ontology annotation, biological process: double-strand break repair via homologous recombination. Bases 225 to 3566 code for a protein of 1113 amino acids. Gene Ontology annotation, cellular component: cytoplasm; chromosome; nucleus.
UGACUGACUGACUGACACUCCUAGGCCUUUUGUGUGGCCUCUAGUUGCGUUGGACCUGGACUGGGCUCAAGUCAUCCAGUCGGGCUCUGGAACGGGUGGUGGGAAGAUCCCAGAUCCAUCCUGAAGCGCGAGCUUCCUCCAUCCAUCCAUCCAUCCAUCCAUCUUUCCCUGUCGUAAAGGACUACCGUUGUUUAAUAUUAGUUGGUGGUGGUGGACAAUCAGUCAUGGAAGAAUCCACUGCUGGCUUGUUUCUGACUCGGACGCGUUCCAUGCCGCUCAAGUCCAUGAGCUUUUUGGCCGGAACGGCCUGGUCGCCCACUCAGGGAGCGUCCUCGGCUCGGCCCUCGGCUCGGCCCUCGGCUCGGCCCUCGGCCUCCAUCCGGCAUGUCAAUUUGGACUGGCUGGACCGGUGCGCGGGCAGACCAGGACCAGAGGCCGAUGAUAGCCCCAAACCACCCCUGUCACCCGAACCACGCCCCCUGACCCGGGCCCUGGGUCCACGGAAGCCGGUACGGCUCAAACGCCAUCGCUCCGCCCAGGCCGGCCUCAAAUUGUCCGGGCCCAAGCCGUCGUCGGACGCCGAGGUCAGUGAAAUCGAAUCCGAGCCCGAAUCCGACCCUCGGCCCACCCGCUUUAAAAGACGGAAGUUGGAGACGGGCUUAGCCCCGGUCCCGAGCCCGUGUCAGGCCCCGGCCAGCCCGGAUCAUUCGUCUGUUGGGCCCCCUGUCUCAUCAGAUUCAGCCACGCCCGACCGGGACGUCACGGAUUUGCCUCCGCCCGUCCAGGGUCCCAACGCGUUGAACGUGUACGCCUUAGGCUUUGACGAGCCCGAGGCGUUGGGCGAUGUGCGGGCUAUAUCUGACCGGUGCCUGACCCGGCGUCCCUUGGUCCCGGCCGCCCAAGAGAACUUUGUCAAGAUUAAUCUCAAGAAGAAGUCGUUUUCUCGUGGAAAACGCGGCAUGACCGGCGGCAAGUACCGCCGAAUGGAGUGGAAACGGAAAACCGCUCUGAAAGAGAACCCGGCCCAAGAAAACCCGAGCAAGUCGAGAAAAGAAAAAGUCUGCUUUAAGUGUCAGGGCUCCGGUCAUUGGGCCCGGGAUUGCGUCGGAACCGCCGAUCGACUUUUGCCCACAUCCAUGGAGGCGGAGUUGGGCGACCAGCUCGAGUUUCCCACCUUGGCCCAAGCUUCAGCUAUGGCUUUAAGCAAUACUCGCCAGCCAAUGCUGGUCCCAACUGUGGUGUCGCUAUAUCAAAAAGUGGCCCCAUCGAGCGCCUCUCAUCUGGAUAUGGACGGUGACCCGAGUCAUGUAUUUGACUAUCUAGACGACGACUUUCUGCUUCAAGCCUGCUCUCACUGGGAAGUGCCCGAGGAGGUGCCGGCCACGGACGCUCUCACCGGUAUUCGUCCACUUUUACUGCCCGAAGACGAUGGAGCCGAUCUCCUGAGCGAGACGCUGGCCAAAUUUGGCUACCCCGACUUCCGAGCGGGCCAAAAAGAAGCUAUUCUUCGCAUUCUUCGCGGCCAAUCCACCCUGGUUCUCUUAUCCACCGGCUCGGGCAAGAGCUUGAUCUACCAAUUACCCGCUUAUUUGUAUGCCCGUCGUGAACGAUCCAUUACCCUCGUCAUUUCCCCGCUCGUCUCGUUAAUGGAAGAUCAAGUGGUGGGCCUACCCACCUUUCUGAAAGCCGCUUGCUUGCACUCGAAUUUGACACCCACUAAUCGGACCAAAGUCGUGGAGCAAGUCAAGGCCGGUAAAUUGCAUUUCUUGCUAAUCUCCCCCGAGUCUCUCGCCGGAGGGAGCGGGAUUUUCGCUUCCAUCAUUCAGGACUUACCCCCCAUUUCGUUUGUGUGCAUCGAUGAAGCCCAUUGUGUGUCUCAAUGGUCUCACAACUUCCGACCGGCUUAUCUCCGGUUGUGCAAAGUGAUUCGAGAGAAGCUGGGUGUAAAAACUAUCCUCGGCCUCACCGCCACGGCCCCGGAGAAGACGGUCAACGAUAUCGCUACCAGUUUGUCAGUGGAAAUCAAGUCCGGUGUGAUUCGUGGACCCCUUCUGCCCAAGAAUUUGGUUUUGUCCGUUUCCAAAGACAGUCAUCGAGACCAAGCCUUGAUCAAAUUGUUACAAGGACCUCGAUUUAGCCGAUGUGAUUCGAUCAUCAUUUAUUGCACCCGCAGGGAGGAAUGCGUUCGCUUGGCCACCCUAAUUCGAACUAACUUGCAGGACCGGGAUCUGGAGAACGAUGGCCGGAAAAAAGGUCGGACCAAAAUGUCGUUCACCAGCGAAGCUUACCACGCCGGUCUGUCUCCUUUCAAACGCAGAACCAUACAAUCCAAUUUCAUGGGCGGCAAACUGAGGAUCGUCGUGGCCACCGUGGCCUUUGGUAUGGGCAUAGACAAGUCCGAUAUUCGAGCCGUGAUCCAUUUUAACAUGCCGAAGACGUUCGAAAGUUACAUUCAAGAGAUUGGUCGUGCUGGUCGUGAUGGCUUGGAAGCCCAUUGCCACUUAUUUUUGAAUAACUUGGGCGAAGACAUGAACGAGCUCAAAAGACACAUAUACUCGAAUUCCAUGGACCGGAGAACAAUUCGAUUGUUCCUCCAAUCGAUUUUCGAUCGUUCCAAAGAAGCGGACGCCUUGCCGGGCUCGCCUUACAAAGAAGUGGCUAUCUCGGUGAACGAAACGGUCGAGCUUCUCGAUUUGCCCGAAGAAAACAUUUCCACCUUGCUGUGUUACUUGGAAAGUGAUCCCAAGCAGUGGGUCAAGCUCUUGAAUCCCGUGUACUCGAUGUGUAAAAUCCAGUGCUACCGUGGACCCAGGCAAUUGAAGGCCAUUGCCCACAAGUCCCCACCAGUGGCCGCUGCCUUGGCUUUGGCUCGCAAGAAGGGCCAAGAUGUGACAAAUCUCGGGCACUUUUCGUUUCCAGUGGUGGAAAUGGCAGCGGCUAUGGGAUGGGACAGUGGGACCGUCAAACGAGAGUUGAAGAAUUUGCAGUGGACAUUUGCCAACAAUCGCUAUCAGAAGAGUGGCGUACUGGUCGAAUUCAGUGACCUGGCUUUCCAUUUUGAGGCCCUGAAAGGACUCACUGCGGAACAGAAGGACUCCUUAAACGAUUUUCUGUUUGAACGCAUUCAGGACCAAGAAAUGGCCGAACUUCAUAGCCUAAAUCGAGUCUUCCGGGCUUUUGCUGCCGUCUCUUAUCCAACUUUUGCUGAAGCCAAUGAAGAGGUAGAUCCGUUACGAAGCGACAAGUUGAAGAGCUUUAUUCAAGACUAUUUCAACGAGACCCAAGUUGACUUGGCCGCCUUUAGAGUGUCCAUGGCAGAAACGCCCCCUUUGAAACACGAAUCUCAAAUUCGAGCCGAUAUUCGCUCCUUUGUGUGCACUCAUUCGGAUCACGUGUGGAGUGGGCGAGCUGUGGCUCGAGUUCUACAUGGGAUUGGGAGCCCCAACUUCCCUGCGAAGCAAUGGGGACGUGUUCGAAGGUUCUGGCGAUCCCACUUGGUCGUGGAUUUUAAUCAGUUGUGCCGUUUGGCAACGCAAGAGGUAUUAUCGCUGAGAAGCGGAUCUUAAAGGAUCAGGAGGACUAAACCUAAAUAAUGAAAUGAACAAUUGAAGACUGUCUCUCUGUUUGUGAUGAAAUAAAGUAUUAUUUCACAAGCGCCAA